CUUUUCGGCACGGCCCACGGCGCAGCGCGGCAUUCCCUGCCGUCUUCACAUCCACAACGCAACCUCAACACGGCAACAGCCGGCUGGAGAAACUGUUACAACACAGAGGCGCGCUUUCUCUUAGAUAUCUGCUUUGAAGCUGGAGCCUGUGACCGCAAUUGCCUCGUUCUCCUGUCUCAUCUACAGGCAAAGACUUUCCUUCAUAUCCUCGACCCAGCUUCCGACUCACCAAUCCCAGGACAACCCGCCACCGAUCCGCUUCGGCUCGGAAGAAGACGAUCGAUUUGAUAGCAAACGGGGUUGCGCAUUUCUUGAGGGCUCAACGCCAGUCAUUUAUUUUCCAUACUUACUCGAGACCCAAUUCAUCAAUCGAUCAACUGGCUGGCCGUAGCCGCCUCUCCUCUCGAAGAUGAAGUUCUUCAUCGAUGAACUGCCUGUUCUUUUCCCAUAUCCCAGAAUCUAUCCAGAGCAAUAUGCGUACAUGUGCGACCUUAAAAAAACCCUGGACGCAGGCGGGCACUGCGUUCUGGAGAUGCCAUCAGGAACGGGGAAAACAGUCUCGCUGCUCUCACUCAUCGUUGCAUACCAACAACACAAUCCCGAGCACAGAAAACUGAUCUAUUGCUCUCGUACCAUGUCCGAGAUCGAGAAGGCCUUGGCCGAACUGAAGGCCCUCAUGAAGUACCGAGCACAAGAGCUCGGCGAAGAGGAGGAGUUCCGCGGCCUGGGACUGACAAGUAGAAAAAACCUGUGUCUACAUCCUUCGGUCAAGCAGGAGAAGAGUGGUGCCAUCGUCGAUGCUCGCUGCCGGAGUCUCACAGCUGGGUUCGUUAAGGAGAAGAAGGAUCGUGGAGAGAAUGUUGACGUCUGUGUCUACCACGAUAACCUGGACCUUCUGGAGCCACACAAUCUGAUCCCCAACGGUGUCUGGACGUUCGACGGCCUCUUGAAAUAUGGCGAGCAGCACAAGCAGUGCCCUUACUUCACCGCGAGGCGCAUGAUGCAAUUCUGUAACGUCAUCAUCUACUCCUACCACUACCUUCUGGACCCCAAGAUUGCCGAAAGGGUGUCUCGGGAACUAUCAAAAGACUGCAUUGUGGUCUUUGAUGAGGCUCACAACAUCGAUAACGUCUGCAUCGAAUCACUUAGCACAGACAUCACGGAAGACUCACUGCGAAAGGCCACGAGAGGAGCACAGAAUCUGGAACGGAAGAUCGCUGAGAUGAGGGAUACCGACCAAGAGCAGCUGCAAAAUGAAUACCAAAAGUUGGUUGAGGGCCUCCGUGGCGCUGAUGAGGCGCGGCAGGAAGACGCUUUCAUGUCGAAUCCAGCACUGCCCGACGACUUGCUCAAGGAGGCGGUUCCGGGUAAUAUCAGGAGGGCCGAACACUUUGUGUCAUUCCUGAAGAGAUUCAUUGAGUAUCUCAAGACCCGCAUGAAGGUCAGACACACGAUAUCAGAGACGCCCCCAUCCUUUCUCGCCCAUCUCAGGGAGUAUACCUUCAUCGAGAAAAAGCCUCUGAGAUUCUGUGCCGAGAGGCUCACGUCGCUUGUGCGGACCCUUGAGCUCACCAAUAUUGAAGACUAUCAACCUCUUCAGGAAGUCGCCACCUUUGCGACUCUUGUCGCAACGUACGAGAAGGGUUUCCUGCUCAUCCUCGAGCCUUUCGAGUCGGAGACGGCAGAGGUGCCCAACCCGGUGCUGCAUUUCACGUGUCUUGAUGCCGCCAUCGCGAUCAAGCCAGUUUUUGACAGAUUCAGCUCCGUCAUCAUCACGUCAGGAACCAUGUCUCCGCUUGAAAUGUACCCCAAGAUGCUGGGGUUCUCGACCGUGGUCCAGGAAUCUUACAGCAUGACCCUGGCAAGGAGGUCGUUCCUGCCCAUGAUUGUUACCCGCGGAAGUGACCAGUCUUCCAUCUCCACCAGUUUUCAGGUCCGAAACGAACCGAGUGUUGUCCGAAAUUACGGCACUCUCCUCACCGAGUUUGCCAAGAUCACACCGGACGGCAUGGUUGUCUUCUUCCCGUCCUAUCUUUAUAUGGAGUCCAUCAUCAGCAUGUGGCAGGGCAUGAACAUUCUCGAAGAGGUUUGGAAGUACAAGCUUAUCCUCGUCGAGACGCCCGACGCACAGGAGACGUCGCUUGCACUGGAGACUUAUCGGACAGCCUGCUGCAAUGGCCGCGGCGCCGUCCUACUUUGUGUCGCCCGAGGCAAGGUCUCGGAAGGUAUCGAUUUCGACCAUCAGUACGGCAGAACUGUCUUGUGCAUAGGUGUGCCGUUCCAGUACACCGAAUCACGAAUACUCAAAGCGAGGCUUGAGUUCUUGCGCGAGACGUAUCGUAUUCGCGAGAACGACUUCUUGUCCUUCGAUGCCAUGCGCCACGCCGCACAGUGUCUGGGUCGCGUUCUAAGAGGCAAGGACGACUACGGUAUCAUGGUCCUCGCAGACCGCCGAUUCCAGAAGAAGCGCGCGCAGCUGCCCAAGUGGAUCAACCAAGGCCUACUCGACGCCGACACGAACGUAAGCACUGACAUGGCCGUCAGUAGCGCCCGGCGCUUCCUCAAGCAGAUGGCGCAGCCGUUCCGGGCAAAGGAUCAGGAGGGCGUGAGCACCUGGAGCUACGAGGACCUGAUGAGGCACAAGGAGAAAACGGACCUGGAGCGCAUCCAGGAGCUGGAGGAGGCCGGCGCCGGCGCCGGCGAUGGCCACGGAGCCGACGGUGGAGACGAAUACGGCAUGGACGACGAUCUUGACAACGACUUGAUGGAGAUUGACGACGGGUUCUGAGACUCCCCCUCCCCAUGGCCGUCAAAUAUCAACAAAUGUGGAGCGGAUUGGUUAUCAAGGGGGGUGGGCAGCCGGCGACGAUCGCAGCAUCCUGUUUGAAUGGGAAAGAAGGACACAUUAGCUUCAAACCAAGAAUGCAGACGAAGUAAACAAAAAUCGACCUCUCAAUCUGGC
This is a messenger RNA of Colletotrichum destructivum, 2962 nucleotides long. RefSeq names its product Putative RAD3/XPD family, helicase-like, DEXD box c2 type, ATP-dependent helicase. The transcript is spliced from 9 exons. Bases 410 to 2788 code for a protein of 792 amino acids. Lineage: Eukaryota; Fungi; Ascomycota; Sordariomycetes; Glomerellales; Glomerellaceae. Gene Ontology annotation, biological process: transcription by RNA polymerase II; positive regulation of mitotic recombination; nucleotide-excision repair. The record is from RefSeq and is a predicted model, not a curated record. Gene Ontology annotation, molecular function: hydrolase activity, acting on acid anhydrides, in phosphorus-containing anhydrides; damaged DNA binding; ATP binding. Gene Ontology annotation, cellular component: nucleus.